AUGGCGCUAGAGCAUCCGAGGCGCAAGACAAGGCAUUGUGUGUCUGCUCUUGAAGUGACCGCAAUUGCUAACCUCGUCCUGCUCAAUGACCAGCCCCCAAAGGCCAAAUCCGGAAAGAAGCCCGCCGCCGCCCCCUUUGGCGCUUCCUCCAAGUCCAAGGCGGCCACCAAGAACCCGCUCUUCACCGCGAACCCCCGUAACUUUGGUAUCGGCCAGGACAUCCGUCCCACGACCGACCUCACCCGCUUUGUCAAGUGGCCCGAAUACGUUCGCCUCCAGCGCCAAAAGGUCAUCCUCAACAAGCGCCUCAAGGUCCCCCUGCGAUCGCCCAUACCGUCCAGAGACCAAGCAGGAGAAGAAGGCUCGUUUGGAUGCCACGCCAAGGCCACCGCCGAGUCCAAGGAGGCCAAGGAUAAGGCGAGUUCGCUGCAGGACUCGAAGAAGCCCUUGUAUGUCAAGUACGGUCUUAACCACACCGUCGCUCUCAUUGAGGCCAAGAAGGCCAACCUCGUUGUCAUUGCCAACGAUGUUGACCCCAUUGAGCUUGUCGUUUUCCUCCCUGCUCUCUGCCGCAAGAUGGGUGUCCCUUAUGUUAUUGUCAAGUCCAAGGCCCGCCUCGGUACCGUCGUCCACAAGAAGACCGCUGCCGUCUUGACUCUCCAGGACGUCCGCAGCGAAGACAACAAGGAGCUCUCCACCCUUGUCUCUGCUGCCAAGGCCAACUUCACCGACAAGUACGAGGAACACCGCCGUCACUGGGGUGGAGGUCUCCGUGGUAACAAGUCGACUGCCAAACUCCGCAAACGUGCCAAGGCAGCUGGUCAGACCGUCUCGGCUGCUGCCGCUGCUUCCCUCUAA
Rhizoctonia solani is the source of this 858-nucleotide messenger RNA. RefSeq names its product ribosomal protein L7Ae/L30e/S12e/Gadd45 family. Lineage: Eukaryota; Fungi; Basidiomycota; Agaricomycetes; Cantharellales; Ceratobasidiaceae. Gene Ontology annotation, biological process: ribosome biogenesis. The coding region runs from base 1 to 858 and encodes 285 amino acids. The record is from RefSeq and is a predicted model, not a curated record. The transcript has 6 exons. Gene Ontology annotation, cellular component: ribonucleoprotein complex.